CAAAAAGUCCUUCUAAUGGUACUCCAAGAAGACCUGUUUUAUCUGUCAGUGCAAGAAAAAUUAAAGAUAAUGCAGCAGACUGGCAUAAUUUAAUGAUGAAAUGGGAGAGACUGAAUGAUAAUGGAUUUACUACGGCAAACAAAAUAGUCAACAUGAAGAUCAGUGAACAAUUUCAAGACAACAAACUGGAGAUAGCAUGUGAUAAGAGUGCCACAGAAUCUGAAAAGCCAACUCCAAAAUACAAUGAAGAACUGGCCAAUUGCUGUGCAGAAUUACUUGAGACCUUAAAGCAUAUGACAAAAAUACAGCUGAAAAUGGAAAAGCUUACUUCAACUACUAAAGCAAUCUGUGACUUGGAAACAUUCCACCAUGGAGCUGGGAAUUGCACAGCACCCUUCUUUCAUACAUGGCCCACACUGUACUUCUAUGAGGUUUCUCUGAAGCUCUCUGAAAUGUACAAGAAGGAACUACAACUCAAGCAAACAAUUGUACAAGAAAUUGCUCAUUCUGCUGACCAGGAUCUGAUGAUGGUCUAUUUAUCAUCGUGGUUAUACCAGCCUUACAUUGAGAACAGCAGCAAACUACUACUUGAAGCCAUGCUGCUGGAAACAGGGCAUAGACAGUGCUAGAAUUUCAAAUGUUGCGUGGCUUGCCUCUAAUGAUGCUUACAUGAAACUGAAAUGGCAAAUUGCAAGGCUUACCAAGUAAGCUGAAUUUUUGUAAAACUUAUUAAAAAUAUUUUUCUCUAUUUGUAUUUAUUA
Fulmarus glacialis (Northern fulmar) is the source of this 761-nucleotide messenger RNA. RefSeq names its product cyclin-dependent kinase 2 interacting protein (gene CINP). NCBI's taxonomy places the organism in Eukaryota, Metazoa, Chordata, Aves, Procellariiformes, Procellariidae. The record is from RefSeq and is a predicted model, not a curated record. The transcript is spliced from 4 exons. The annotation marks the transcript as partial.